Amphiprion ocellaris (clown anemonefish) is the source of this 2321-nucleotide messenger RNA. It is a transcript of the gene cers6, whose product is annotated as ceramide synthase 6. Gene Ontology annotation, biological process: ceramide biosynthetic process. The record is from RefSeq and is a predicted model, not a curated record. Bases 266 to 1450 code for a protein of 394 amino acids. Lineage: Eukaryota; Metazoa; Chordata; Actinopteri; Pomacentridae. Gene Ontology annotation, cellular component: membrane. The transcript is spliced from 11 exons. Gene Ontology annotation, molecular function: DNA binding; sphingosine N-acyltransferase activity.
GUUGUCCCUCCGUGGUGUCGUGGUGUAACCGGCAGAACGUGCACGGACCGUAUUACAUGACAUUUCAACGCACCAAUCAGCCGCUGCGGAGCUGAUUGAGUCUACUUCCCUACACUGGAAUAGCUGAGGGGAAACGGACGGACGGCACACGGAUAUCUCAUCAUCAGCCCAGUCUGAGCGCCCAGAUAGCCUGUGAGAGAGUUCGGAGAUCCAGCGGGCCAUCGAUUCCUCUUUCGACCCGGUCACAGUGUCUGCUGCAGGGGAGAUGGCCGGUAUUCUGGCGUGGUUUUGGAACGAGAGGUUCUGGCUCCCCCACAAUGUAACCUGGGCUGACUUAAAAAACACAGAUGAGGCAACGUUCCCGCAAGCCGAGGAUCUGUAUCUGGCGUGUCCUUUAGCAUUCUGCAUCUUUAUGAUCCGGCUCGUUUUCGAAAGGUUUAUCGCGAGACCAUGCGCCAUGGGCCUGAAGAUCCAAGCCAACGGGCCACAGAAGGCACAACCCAACGCCAUCCUGGAGAAGGUUUUCACGGCUAUAACCAAGCACCCAGAUGAGAAGAGGCUGGAGGGUCUGUCCAAGCAGCUCGACUGGGACGUGAGAACCAUCCAGCGCUGGUUCAGACAACGACGCAACCAGGAGAAGCCCAGCACUCUCGCCCGAUUCUGUGAAAGCAUGUGGAGAUUUACGUUCUAUCUAUACAUAUUCACCUACGGAGUGCGUUUCCUUAAAAAGACUCCGUGGUUGUGGAACACUAAAGAGUGCUGGUACAACUACCCUUACCAGCCACUGACUGUGGACAUCCAUUAUUACUAUAUACUGGAGCUGUCUUUCUACCUGUCGCUACUCUUUUCCCAAUUCACAGACAUCAGGAGGAAGGAUUUCCUAAUCAUGUUCCUGCACCAUGUGGCAACAAUCUCCCUCAUCAUAUUUUCCUAUGUGAACAACAUGGCGCGAGUGGGAACUCUGGUCAUGUGUCUGCAUGACGCAGCCGACGUGCUGAUAGAGGCUGCCAAGAUGGCCAACUAUGCCAAAUGUCAGAUACUGUGCAACCUCCUGUUUGCAAUGUUUGCAAUACUCUUCAUAAGUUCCAGGCUGGGAGUUUACCCCGUCUGGAUUUUAAAUACCACUUUGUUCGAGAGUUGGGAAAUCGUAGGGCCCUACCCAUCCUGGUGGGUCUUCAACCUGCUUCUGAUCCUGCUGCAGCUUCUCCACUCCUUCUGGUCCUACCUCAUAGUGAAGACAGCAUGCAGAGCCAUCUCCAAAGGAAAGGUGGGAAAAUGGAAUCCAUUACAUGUGUCAAAAGACGACCGCAGCGACAUCGAGUCCAGCUCUGACGAGGACGACAGCCCGCCGCCCGCCCAGAAGCACCACAGCAGCGCCACCAACGGGACCAACAAAAAUCACGGGACCAACGGCUACCUGACAGGAGUCCCGUAUCCUGAUGAACACUGACUCAGAUGAUGUCACAACAGUGGAGCUUCAGACACCGUCCAUUUAUCUGUGUGUGUGUGUGUGUGUGUGUGUGUGUGUGUGUGUGUGUGUGUGUGUAUGAUGGAGACAUGAACAUCGCCUGUCUGGAAGUAGAUUUCUGUGAAUGCAGUUUUGUUAUCGGUUCUUUACUAAUUUCCUCGCGCAAUUUCUUCUCUUCAUCUAUAUAUUUGCAUCAAACUGCACACGGUGAAAUAUCAAACGCACUCCUAUCAGUACAACCCACUCUGUUUAGCCGAUGAAUGACAGCAUUUGACUUUAUGGUGUAAGCAUGCUACUUUAACAUAUAGCAGUCUGGCAUACUGGGGGUGUGUUUUCUCCUCUGUUUGUGUCUUUCUAUGUUAUUUAUUUUUUAUAAAUAUGUUUGCAGGUUGUAGUCACUUAUCUAUUCUACCUUGAUGUCAGUGUUAAAGAUGAAAUAGUCUUGAACAACAACAACACGGCUGAUUUUUUGGAUUUUUUUCCCCUCUCACAUCACUCAUCACGAGUGUUAGCGAAAUGCUGAAGACCCGGGUUUACUUUUAAUGCUACACCCCCAAAGAUUUACCAGAACGGUGAUUGAGAUUGUCUUCACUCACGAAUGGAAUCGUAAUGUGAAGUUGACUCACAUUUUGGAAAUACAAACGUUCUCCACUCAAAUUGUAUAUGAGAUGUCAAUAACAGUAUUAUGUGUGUGCAUCAGAUAUGGCUCGAUGCUGUAUUCCCGUUUGAAGCAUUUUGUUAAGUAUUCUGGUACAUUUCUGGUAAGGAUUACAUGAAAGGCCAUUUGUCCUCUUAUGAGGCAGACGUGAGCUGUUUGAAUUAUUCAAUAAAAAAAAAACAUGACGAUUGCAAA